Messenger RNA from Oreochromis aureus, 2137 nucleotides. Its product is annotated as WD repeat, SAM and U-box domain-containing protein 1-like. The record is from RefSeq and is a predicted model, not a curated record. Gene Ontology annotation, biological process: protein ubiquitination. Gene Ontology annotation, molecular function: protein binding; ubiquitin-protein transferase activity. The transcript is spliced from 12 exons. NCBI's taxonomy places the organism in Eukaryota, Metazoa, Chordata, Actinopteri, Cichliformes, Cichlidae. Bases 346 to 1911 code for a protein of 521 amino acids.
UAUUUAUAUACAUGUAUAUAAAAUCUCAAGUUAUAGUAAAUUAAAUUAUACAAAAUGAAAACACUUGACUGUAAACAUUGUGUAACUCCGUAUCACAUGACCGAUAACAGCGAGAGAUAACACAGAUUUAUAGCCGAGUAGAAAGAGGAAGUCGAGAAGCAGUUGCUGAGCCAUAAGGAGCAACAGGUUGUGGUGACAGCUUUGUGGCUUUGCUCUCUUUGGGCGAAGCGGGUAGGACAGCAGGGAGAAGAGGCGAAAUCAGCUGGUUUCGCGCAGGAAUAUCUGAGUAAUUUGCGCCACCUUGUGAGCGAACCUCUUCCAUGCCAACAGCACAUCUGUCACAAAAUGGUGUCUUUAAUUUGCACUCUCCGACAUCAUACAGAUGAGGUCACCUGCUGUGCCUUCUCUCCAUCCCUCCUGGCGACCUCCUCCGGUGAUAAAACGCUCCGUGUUUAUACCACGGCCAACUUCUCGGAGCUUCCCUUUUCUCCUCUCAGGGGUCACGGCUACGGGGUCCACUGCUGUUGCUUCAGCUCCUGCGGCAGCUUCCUGCUCAGCUGCUCCACAGACGGCUCUGUCAUCGUGUGGAGCGCCGAAACAGGUGAGGUGAAGGCGACGCUCGAGCACCCAGGCCGCAGUCCUCUCCGAGUUUGCGCACUGGCGCCAGACUCCUCUCUCCUGCUGGCAGGAGCCUGCGAUGGCACCGCGGCCCUCUGGGACUUCCGCUCAAAAACGCUACGCAGAUGUGCCACCGUAAGCGAGGCCAGCGUCGUGGCUUGCUGCUUCUCUCCGUGUGCCCAGAUGUUUGUGACCGGCUGCACCCGUGGAGACCUCAAACUCUGGGAUGCUCACACCAGCCUUCUGCACGCUGAGAAGGACGCCCACGACCUGGGAGUCACCUGUUGCUGCUUUGCACCCCAGUUCAUAAUUAAUGGCUGCUGUGUGGAGUUUCGACUGGCCUCCUGCGGACAGGACAGCCAGCUGAAAAUAUGGAUUGUUUCCCAGCGUGAAGGAGCAGCCUGUACCAUGAAGCUGCUUCAGACCCUCACCAGCCAGACGGCCCCAGUUCUGUCUUGUGCCUUCUCCUCUGAUGGAGAAUGGGUUGUCUCAGGCUCUGUGGAUAAAAGUGUCGCAGUAUAUGAUGCGAGCCUGGGAACCGUGCUCCAAACUUUGAAACAACACGACAGCUUUUCCCAGAAGCACCGGGUGCAGUGGUGCAAAAGUAUAUUCCCCGGCACUGCUUUUGCACCGUCAUUGAUGUGGCACCACAGGUAUGUAACCGCCGUUGCGCUAUCUCCCACCUUUCCCUGGAUUGCAACCGGCUCUAUGGACAGAUCGGUAAACGUGUGGAGAAUUGGAGAUGGGGAUGACAGCACUGCUGAAUCAAAGGAGACACGGUGCCAAGGAAGGAAGUUGCCAGGUCACUCCGGGUUGCUGCUCACUGAUUGGUCAGAGGACGAUGUGCAGACUUGGCUGCGUGACGAGGGACUAGUGGAGCUCGUCGGUAUCUUUAAAGCCAACAACAUUGAUGGACCAGAGCUUAGCCAGCUGAACAAGGAAACAGCAGCUGAGCUUGGAAUUGAGUCGGUGGGCCUUCGUGGUCGUCUCCUGAGGAAAAUCGAGGCCCUGAAGGCAGAGCAGAAUGGUUCAGAAGCCCCAGAUGAAUUCCUGUGCCCAAUCACCAGAGAGCUGAUGAAGGAUCCGGUCAUUGCUGCAGACGGCUAUUCCUAUGAGCGGGAAUCUAUUGAGAGCUGGAUCAGAGGCAAGAAUAAAACCAGCCCCAUGACAAACCUACCUCUGCAGACAACACUCCUCACCCCCAACAGGUCUCUGAAGAUAGCUAUAACGCGGUGGAAGUCGAACCAGGAGACAGCAGCUCAGAGUAGCUCAACAUCUGAUAACAAAAGCUGAUUGAAGUAAUUAUGAAUUUGUUCAGGGUGCCAUUCAAGAGUCACAUCCGGCGAAAUGAUCAGAAUCUGAGAUCUCAGAGAAGUUGACUGAUAUUUAUACAGUAAAUAACUAUUUUUUUUAGCUGUAUUUUACAUAACUGUCAAAUAUACUCGUAUUUAAAGAGAGACUCUCUAAAGCAACACUGUAACUGUGCAAUUUUAAUGUGCCUUUAAAAAAUAAAGUGAAG